Messenger RNA from Musa acuminata AAA Group (dessert banana), 1286 nucleotides. RefSeq names its product cocosin 1. NCBI's taxonomy places the organism in Eukaryota, Viridiplantae, Streptophyta, Magnoliopsida, Zingiberales, Musaceae. The coding region runs from base 57 to 1088 and encodes 343 amino acids. The transcript is spliced from 3 exons. The record is from RefSeq and is a predicted model, not a curated record.
UGCUGUCCUUUGCCACUUGCACUCGCCGAGACAGAGCAAGCGGGAUUCUCCGAGCAAUGGCGGACAAGACAGAGGCCGAAGGCAAUGGUGCAUCUGCUGCUGACACUACCACCACCCAUGAGGAUGGUCUCAUCGACUUCCCCUUUAAGCUGGAGUCACAGUGUCUGCUGUUGCCGCACUAUGCCGACUGCUCCAAAGUUGGCUAUGUUCUUGAAGGAAGAGCUGUGGUUGGGGUGAUACUGCCGGGGGAGACCAAAGAAAGGGCGGUGCUGAUCAAGAAAGGAGAUGUGAUCACCGUGCCCAAAGAAACCUACACAUGGUGGUACAACGACGGGGACACCGACUUCUCCAUCAUAUACCUGGGCGACGGCGCCGCCGGUCUCACCCAGGGCUUGAUCACCUACUUCUUAGUUGCAGGCCAAGCGGCGGUCUACAAUGGCCUCUCCACGGACUUCCUCGCCAAGGCCAGCGGAGUGAGCCAAGAAGCGGCGGCCAAGUUCUUCUCGAGCCAGGCCGGCAUCCAGAUCAUCAAACCGGAGAAGAAGCUGUGCGUCAAGACUCACGACCGCGACCGCCACGGGAUCGUCCUGCACGAGGACAGCGCCCGGUUCAGCAACCACGUCCCCUGUGGCGGCCACGUCGUGUCGAUGACCAAGGACAACCUCGCCGCCCUGGAAGGGCGGUUCAGGUUCUCCAUCAACAUCACCAAGCUCGAGCCCAACGCCAUGCGCGUCCCGGGGUUCUUCCCCGCCAUCCAGCUCGUGUACAUCACCAGAGGCAGCGGACAAGUUCAGAUCAGCGGCGUCAACGGCGCCACCAUCAUGGACAAGGAGGUGGCAGCAGGAUGCGUGUUCGUGGUGCAGAAGUUCUACGUGAUGGCGGCGGUCGCGGGCAGCGAGGGGUUGGAGUGGUUCUCCAUCAUCACCAGUGAGAGGCCCAUCUUCCACCCGGUGGUGGGGAAGACGUCGCCGCUGAGCCUCACAAACGCCGACGUCCUCGAAGCAUCUCUGGGCGUGACCUCGGACUUGCUGAAGCUCGUGAGGGCGCACGGCAGCUCGCAUGAUGUUAUCGUAGCUGCGCCAAAAUAAGAGCGACUCCCGGCGUUACCAGAUGCGUCUGCUGGAACUAAACUGGUCUCGAUCUACCUGCUUUGGUUUGCUUUGGUGUGAUGCAAUAAGCAGUGUCCGAUGCAAGGCUGAGAGUGUAAUCUGUGAGUGCUUAUGUCUCCAAUAAGGAGGAGCAAUAGUCUCUUCUCUAUGAUAUAUUUGAUCUGCUUUCUUACCUUC